Messenger RNA from Rhea pennata, 3716 nucleotides. It is a transcript of the gene ZNF839, whose product is annotated as zinc finger protein 839. Bases 54 to 3326 code for a protein of 1090 amino acids. NCBI's taxonomy places the organism in Eukaryota, Metazoa, Chordata, Aves, Rheiformes, Rheidae. The record is from RefSeq and is a predicted model, not a curated record. The transcript has 8 exons.
GGAGACCUCCCCGAGGGGGCGAAUGCGGCUCCCGCCCGCUGACGCCUGCCAAGAUGGCGGCUCCCGAGGAGGGGGGCGCUGAGGCGCCGCCGCCCCCUCCUCCCGCCCCCGCUGAGGACGAGCCCCCCGGAGCGGCGCCCGCCGCCUGCGGGGCGCUCCCCGGCGCGGCGGCGGAGGAGCUGGCGCCGAGCGCGGCCGCCCUGGAGGGCGGCGCGGCGGCCGCCGGCGCCGUGCGCUACCCGCAGGCGGGCGGGGGCCCGGCGGAGGGCGCGGGGCCGAGCGCCGAGGAGCGGCGGCCGCGGCGGCGGCUGGAGCAGCUGGCGGCGCCGGGGCCGGCCGAGCCGCCGCCGCAGCCGCCGCGGCGCGCCGCCACGCCGCUGGCCCCCGAGGAGCUGCGGCGGGUCAUCGCGCAGGUGAGCAAGGCCCAGGAGCAGCAGAAGGCGCCGCCCGCCCUCCUGGAGCCCCGCGCCGCCGGGGACCCGCCGCCCGCGGACGCGCGCCCCGCGCCGGAGCCGCCGCCGCUGGCCAGCAUCAUGCACAACGCGGCGCAGCAGCUGCAGAGCGUGGCCCAGCAGGUCGCCCUCCAGCAGGGCAAGCCCAUGGCGGCCCGGCUGCUUCCGCAGAAGCAGCUGGAAGCCAUUUGUGUCCAAGUUCAGCCAGGACAGAUGAAGGAAACGGAAAGGCCAAUGCCAUCAUUGGCAUCAGUCCAGUCCAAAACUAUAACGCUGAGUCAGCCAGUUGGUAGAAAUUCUAGUAUAUCUGGACUUGGCAUUAUUAAUCCCCAGAUAAUUAGGAUACAGCCAGUAACAGGAACUGAGCAGCAGCAGCUAUUCCUACACAGUUCCUCUGAGUCUCCAAUUCAGCUGCUUAUGCAGAGACCUUUACCACCUCAUGGAUCAGUGUCUAUGAACAAGAUCCCCCCAUGUAAGAUGCUAAAUGGUCAGAGAACUACAUGUGCCACAGUGUCAGCUGCGAGGUCUCCAAAUACUACCAUGGCUGCAGCCAAUUCAACAAAUACUCUGAUAUCAUGCCUUGAAAAAAAACAAAAAGAUGACAAGUUAAAAAAGUCUUUGAAAGUGAAGACUCGUUCUGGACGGAUUUCACGGCCUCCAAAAUAUAAAGCUAAAGAUUAUAAAUUCAUUAAAAUGGAGGAUUUGGCUGAUGGUCAUCAGUCUGACUCUGAUGACUACUCUGAACUGAGUAUAGAAGAUGAUGAAGAAGGAAAGGUGAAGGGAAAGGAUGCAUUAUUCAAUUCUUCAAAUUAUAAUCUGAAACCCAAAAUGUUUAAAUGUCAGACUUGUGAAAAAUCCUAUAUAGGAAAAGGAGGAUUAGCAAGACAUUAUAAACUUAAUCCAGGUCAUGGACAGCUGGAGUCUUCACCUCAAGGAAUACCUUUAAAUAAGCCUAAUGGAAGUAUAUUUGUGGACAAUGUUUGUGGAAUAGGAGAGGAAAUUACAAGCCCAGCGCACUCAGAUUCCAUUGCUGUCAUUUUAAAUAAUGAAAAUGCACUAGCCACCAAUUUGGAAGAAACUGUUGCCUCACAGGCUGGAGAACAGACUUGUAAGUCUGCAGAAAGCAGACACUUGUUGGCAGAACAGCAAAAGGAGACCAGUUCAGGACACCGGGCACCUGUAACACCAAAAGGACCUGGAAGACCCAGACGACCUAAGAGACGAGGUCGACCAAGGAUGGGUGGAAGAUCCAGGUGUUCUGGAAGGCUUAGCAGACCUGGUCAGUCCCCUUCAAAGUCACUUAGUGGUGUGUCAGCAGAGCACAAUGUAUUCAGAAGAAAAGCUAGAUUAAAAGAGCUAAUACAACAAUGUGAUAAUGAAGACUUAAUGGAGCUGGCUCUCCCCCGUCUUGCAAAGCUUGUAACAGUAUAUGAAUUUCUGUUGAUGAAGGUUGAAAAAGGAUAUCCAGCCAGAGCUUGCUUUCCGGACGUGUAUAGGGAAUUUGAAGAGUUGCAUAAUAUGGUAAAGAAAAUGGCUUAUGAUUACCUUAGUAAUUCUGAUUUGUUGAGUUGCCAGGAGCCUGUUGAAAUAAAAGAUCUGAAGGUUGCUGAAUCUCUAGGACUUACAGAAAUACUCACUGGAGAACAAAAGAUGCAAGGUGUAGACUUUUGUUCACAACAUAUAAUAAAAAUGGUUAGUGAGCAAGUGCCUGUGGAUAUACUGGGACAAAAACGGUUAGCUGAGAGCUCAGGGGAGGAACUCUUGCCAUCAGCCAAAAGGACCAAGUUAGAAGACGUAAUGGAGAAUGUGAAUAAUGCUUAUGCCAGUCAAGAUGAAGUGAAAGAAAAGAGUGGGAGUUUGUGUACACUGUUUGAAAAAGAUGGUUUUAAUCCAUUAAAUGGGGAAAUCUUGCUUUCAGAAGAUAGAGCUAUCACAUGCUGCUCAACUGGAAGCAUAUUGCCUACAGCAGAGGAACAUAACUCACUUGUUGAUUCAGAAGUUAGAAUCAAUGCUGAACAUUCAGGUACCUUCUCUCAGACUAUGAAAAUAAGCAUGGCGUAUUCCCAGCCAGUAAAUAUACAGGGACCAGAUAUUGCAGGUGACACAUCUCUGCUAAACAGUGAAGCUGUAUUGCCUGUUGAAGCUGAUGGCUCACUAGAAUUAGUUCAAGCACACCACUUUGUGAGAACGAAUACAAGUGGACUGUCAGCUCCUGAACUCUGCAGCUCUGUAUCAGAGAAUGCAAUGAGCAGUCAGAGCACUAGUUUAUCAAUGAUUGAAGAAAAUGGACACAAUGGAAAAUAUCAGAAACUGCAAGACAAAAACCAGAAUUUUGCAAUUAAAGAGCAUUCUGAACAGCUUCAUGAUGCUGGUAUCACUGAUGAGAUGCAGCAACUUGAAAAAGUUUUUUCAACGAAUGUUGUGCCAAUAAACCAUCCACACAGUGCUCAGACUGAGUUGCACCAGAAUCCUGUGCAGGAAGCCUCCUUGUCUGCUCAUGCAAACCAUGAAAGCCCUUUUAAAAAUGUGCAUGAAUUUUCUUGUGUGACAGGGGAGCCACAUGAGCUGGAAAAUACAGUUACUGUAGAUGAAACUGUAGCUUUUGAGAUUACUGAUGACAGCCAUGAUUUUUUGUCUCAGGGACAUGAACAGAUUUUUAUUCAGACUACAGAUGGGCUUAUCUUAUCUCAUCCAGAUACUGCUGUUUUGUCUCAGGCAGAAGGCAUUGUUAUUGUAACUGAUUCUGAUGGUACUACAAUGCAUAUUCGCACACCUGAUGGGAUACCUUUGGAAACUGUGGAAGCACUACUGGCAAUGGAAGCAGAUGGCCAAAGUGAAGAUGUAUUGCUCUCACAAAGUGAAUUGGAGCCAUAAAUUAGAAAACUGUAUAUGCUUUCUUCUGGAAAAGACUGACUAUAUAAAAUGUAUAUUUUUCUAAUGUGAAUACUGAAAUAAUUGAAAUUUAACUUAUUUGUAAACUGUUUCUAUGCCCUGUACUUUUUUAUAACUUAUGUUUAUAUAAAUUUAGCAGCAUUGCAACCAAAAAUUCUAGAAAUAACAUGAUUAUAUUUGCUCUUCUAUGUGUUCGGGGUAGGGGAAAAUGGAAAUCUGUCAACCUUAAAACUGUUGCACUAUUUCCUUUCGUUACAUAGUUCCUUUUCUCUUUAGCCAUCCAAAAUGCAGUAAACUGUACUGCUUUUUGGCAGUGAUGUGCUGUGUACUGGCAAGCUGUGUAUGGGUAAAAUAAAAGUUAUAUUAAAAAUA